AUGAGGACAUGUUAUUGGCAAGUUCAGAUUGCAAAGGGUGAUGAACACAAGACGACCUGCAUGACAAGAUAUGGGUCGUACGACUUCCUGGUUAUGCUAUUAAGUUUGACUAAUGCACCAGCCACAUUUUGCACCCUGAUGAACCAAGUCUUCCAAGAAUACAUUCACGAAUUCGUGGUGGUCUACUUGGAUGACAUUGUGGUAAAUAGCCAGACAUUAGAAGAACACCUGGAGCACUUGCGGAAGGUCCUAGCCCAAUUGUGGGAGCACGAAUUAUAUGCGAAGCUAUCUAAGUGCUCCUUUGCUCAGAAACAAAUUGAUUUCCUCGGAUAUGUCAUCAAGGAAUGCGGGAUCAAGAUAGACCAACAGAAGAUUCAGGCCAUCACAUAUUGGUCGCCGCCUAAGGAUAUCCACACCUUGAGGUCGUUCCUUGGCCUAUGCAACUUGUAUCGACCAUUUAUGAAGAAUCAUUUCCUCAUUGGAGUGCCACUGACAGAACUGCUCAAGAUGGCCACACCCUGGGAUUGGGGACCCAGACGAGCAGAGGCCUUCAACGCAUUGAAAAAGGCUAUGUCUAGUAGCCCCGUCAUGGCCCUCCCUGAUUUGGCCAAGCCAUUCAAGGUACGAACGGAUGCCUUUGACUAUGCCCUUGCUGGAGUCUUGCUACAAGAUGGGCAUCCCAUACCGUAG
Molecule: messenger RNA, 690 nt
Organism: Nicotiana tabacum (common tobacco)
Lineage: Eukaryota; Viridiplantae; Streptophyta; Magnoliopsida; Solanales; Solanaceae
Source: RefSeq, a predicted model, not a curated record